Messenger RNA from Eremomyces bilateralis CBS 781.70, 5520 nucleotides. RefSeq lists its product as uncharacterized. Gene Ontology annotation, molecular function: zinc ion binding. Gene Ontology annotation, cellular component: endoplasmic reticulum membrane. Lineage: Eukaryota; Fungi; Ascomycota; Dothideomycetes; Eremomycetales; Eremomycetaceae. The coding region runs from base 299 to 5203 and encodes 1634 amino acids. The transcript has a single exon. The record is from RefSeq and is a predicted model, not a curated record.
GGCAUCGAUCGUGCUUCAAAGGUCACUAAACAGUAAUUCUGCUUUCACCCUCUUGUUUAAUGAACUUACCUUAUGUUUGAAACAAUCUCCCAUUCUAUUUGAGAGCUUCUCCAGCUGCUUAUCUAGUUGUCACAUCCACCUUCUGAGCCGCCGUCUCCCGUUCAUCGCGUCUCCGCAACCCCAUGUCCCGAUGCCAGUACAUCGCCAUCAUCUCCACCACCGACAGGCUUCAGGCCUAAAGUGCAUGCGAUCUACCACGCUUUCUUAACCUGCUGUACCCAACGGGAAAGCCCCAGCUAUGGAUGUCAACGACGAGCUCACGACCAGACCAUCUCCUCGGUCUGGUUCGGCAGCAGAGCACCCGAACAUCUUGAUGGAUGGAUACAACGAGAACAAUAUAGACAAGAGCCCGCAAGAGGGGGAUACGUGUAGAAUAUGCAGAGGCGAGGGCAGCAAAGAAGAACCGCUGUUCUAUCCUUGCAAAUGCAGCGGAACGAUUAAAUUCGUCCAUCAAGCAUGCCUGAUGGAAUGGCUCGUUCACUCUCAGAAGAAGUACUGCGAGCUGUGCAAAACACCUUUCCGAUUCACGAAACUUUACCACCCAAAGAUGCCGCGAACCCUUCCGAUAUCUAUCUUCCUUCGCAAGGCCGGAGUUCAUAUUGCCCGACAUUUCGUUACCUGGUGUCGAGCUCUGCUCGUGGCAUUCGCGUGGCUCAUAGCGGUACCCUAUGCCAUGCGCUGCGUGUGGCGUCUGCUGUUCUGGCUCGCUGACGGGGGGUGGACAAGAGACUCUUAUUUCUUGGCUACGAGCAGUUCGCACAAUAACGGGACACUUUUGGGUUCGUCGCUGGACAACGGGACGUCACCGGCUCGAUGGAACGCGACCAGCGCCAAGAUCUUACCGGCUAUCCUCGCGCCCGUGUCCCAGACCCUGAAUAUGACUUCCACCGAGCCGACUAUCGUAAGGAUGGUUCGGAGGUUGAUCAAUUUCUACACCGGGAGCGACCAGAGCAACGACCUCGGAGCAGACCGUAACUCGACUGUUGCACUUGUUCUUGCUCAUUCGAAAUCCUCCUUGCUCUCAGAAAUCUCACUUCUCACGCAUAUAACUCCUUACCCUCUGAUCAAUCAACUUCUCAUCGAUGUAAUCGAAGGGCAGCUUAUCACUGCGCUGAUAGUGAUUGGCUUCAUCCUCAUCUUCUUGAUCCGGGAAUGGGUAGUGCAACAGCAGCCAGCCAUGGAGCUCGCUCGAGAUGUUGCGGUCGAUCCGGAAAGAGCUGGAGGCUUUGAGGGGGACGAUCAGCCUGAGAUAGACUUGGCAGCAGCGGACGCUGAGAAUGCGGACAACAAUGACGACAUUGCUGUAGCACCACCUCCUGAAACGGACAAUGUAACUCCACCUGGCCUCAUUGAAGGCCCUUCACAGGUUUCCGAACAAGCCGAAGCUUCGAACUAUUCUAUAACACCAAUAACGCACCUAAAUCCCGCAGGAGAGGCGAACCCCCCUUUAGGGCAUGGGCGAGUUGACCUUGAGGAAACCAGGCGGAGGGUCCUCGACCUUGUCGAUUCCCUUCCCUGGGAUGUUCAGCAAGCUUUGAUCCGUGGAGGUUCGACAGAUAUCAUCGAGACCCUAAGCACCUUGCCAGCUGAACAAGCAGAACGAAUCCGAUCUAAAUUAAGAUUGCUCAGGAAUUCCGAUUCGGAUGCAGUUCGCACCGACAACGCAGACGACAUAUCCCAUGCGGACCCCACCCAGUCCAGUGUUGCCUUUGAAGACGAGACGGCUAGUACGCGACCAGACAUGCCUGUGAGAAAUCGGUCCUUCAUCGCCACGGACGUUCAGCGAAGCCUGGAAGAAGAAACCCCGCAUGGGGCACCUGAGGACAAUUCCCGUCUGGAGGUUCGAGAUGAGGAACUUUCUAGGGGAAGUAGUGACUCAAGUUGGCAGGACGUGUCAGGUGUAGUGGAUGAUGAAGGCGAGACAUCUUCUCCCUCAGUGUCUACAAAAGGAAAGGAGAGGGCAGCGGAUGAUGUCCCGGCCGCCAGGAGCACUGAACCGCUUGUUGAGAGUGGAAACGAACAGGAGACUGAUGAUACCCAUACUCGGAGAUCAGAACAUGUCGAACCCCCUCUCCCGUCGGCAAGAGAACCUGAAGGUCCCCCGCAACACGACAACGAGCCCCGCCAGGUCAUGGAGGACAUAGAUGAUACCGCUCUAAUACCGAAUGGUGCCGCACAGGAUAUGAGGCCAGCGCAAAGAGCAGUUCGGCAACAAAACGCGGGGCAUUCACUUUUCGACCGCACUCUGGACUGGCUCUGGGGAGAUGUUGCUCCAGUAGACCGCCCCGACACGGGCCGUAAUGGCGAUAGGUCAGACGAUGAAAUUAUUGUUGACGACUCUGAUGAUGGGAUUCCUUUUGUUCCAUUCCAGGAUGCGGAGCCUGUUCUUGCCGCUCCUGUCCCCGAACCCCAGCCUCGACAGGAUGCGGGUGUCGUUGCUGCCGCGGCGGAGGCAGGAAUCGACAUCAACGACCCUGACGAUGAUGCCGACGACCUCGAGGGGCUUCUGGAGCUGAUUGGAAUGCAAGGGCCCAUAGUCGCACUAUUUGAGCAUGCCACAUUCACAGCGAUAAUCGUCGCUUCGACAGUAGUACUGGCUGUGUGGCUUCCCUAUACUCUGGGCAAACUGGUACUCCUCGUCUUAGGAAGUCCACCGUCGGCCCUCUUCCGCGUACCAUUCGACAUCGUUACCAGAGUCGCCGAAAUUCUGCUUGACCUGUUCAUCUUUGUGACGGGGCUUGGCAUAUGGCUGAUUAUCAACGCAUUCCGAUCUCUAUUAUUGCCCCUCAAACUGAUUGCGACGUUUGGCACAGACUCCCCAGCGCUACAUUCCAUUCCACGUUCAGUGGAAGGAGCUGUCAACGGCUCAUCCCAGCGAUUGAUCCAGAGGUUUGGCGGGGUUGCUACGUCGGAAGACUCGGACUACCUUUGGUUCUCGCUCGCGUCCCAUGUGGCACUUCGUUCACUGCAGGCCGAAACAAAGCUGCUUGUCCAGGCGGUUGCCGAUACUGCUCUGUCGGUUACCUCUGCUCUCGAGACUACGCCUCUCAAAGGCCUCCCUUCACUGAUUGUGGAUGCUACAGUAUCAUCUUUACAGUGGUCGGCCGCUGUCGUAUUCGGCGCAGCGGACAUGAUUGUUGCUACUGUCAUCAAGAAGCCGCAACUCGAUGGCGUUACGAAACCCUCCAUAAGUGCCGUCCUUGCUGCCGACCCUUCUCUCGCUUAUUGGAGCGGGUGGGAUCGAGGAAUCGCAAUCUUCUGGGGCUAUUCGUCCGUCGCGUUUGCUGGAGCCAUGUACUUGAAGCGCGGCUUGCCCUUCACAUCUUCUCAACAAGGACGACGAGUGGAAGCACAUGUCAGAGAUUUCAUUCAACAAGCUGGCGGCGUGAUGAAAGUUAUGGUCAUCAUCGGCAUCGAAAUGAUUGUCUUUCCUCUAUACUGCGGACUGCUGCUCGACUUCGCGCUCCUCCCGCUAUUCGAAGAUACAACGGUCUAUUCCCGUGUCCACUGGAGUAUAAACUCUCUGUGGACUUCUGGAUUCGUACACUGGUUCAUCGGCACUUGUUACAUGUUCCAUUUCGCACAAUUCGUCUCAAUGUGCCGAAAGAUCAUGCGAAAAGGAGUUCUUUACUUCAUUCGCGAUCCUGACGACCCGACAUUCCACCCCGUUCGCGAUGUGUUGGAGAGGAACGUGACUACGCAACUUCGUAAGAUUGCAUUCAGUGCACUAGUUUAUGGCGCGCUGGUUGUCGUCUGCUUAGGAGGCGUUGUUUGGGCACUCUACUAUGCUUUCGACGCUGUGCUUCCGAUCCAUUGGGCAUCGAGUGAGUCGUCUUUGGAGUUCCCUCUUGACAUCCUGGUCUUUAACUUCAUCACACCGCUCGUCAUGAGAAGAACCAGGCCUACGGAUGGACUCCAGACCAUGUACAAGUGGUGGUUUCAUUGGUCAGCUCGCGCACUGCGCUUGUCGAACUUCCUUCUCGGAGAGAAGCGUCUUGAGGAGGAGUGGAGGCCAGUUGGUGCGUCAUUCCUACAGCGAAUCGGGCUGAGAAAGUAUCUUCCCGGCGAGCCAGCACCAGUGCAACUCAAACCCGAUGGGAGAAUGGUGUUGGCGCCCGGCUCUGAUCAACUCAGGAUUCCCAAAGGACAACCCGUGUUCCGAGAUAUCGGCAGCUCCGACGGCGAGAAUGGGCAAUCGAAUGGAGACACCUCCCGGAAUAGGCUGCGACGACAGCUCAUGUUCACCGAAGUGUACAUCCCAUCGAACUUCCGCCUCCGGAUCAGCCUCUUUGUCCUCGCUAUCUGGAUUUUUGCCGCGGCCACCGGCGUAGGAGUUACGAUCGUCCCUCUUGUGUUCGGACGAUAUCUUUGCUCUUCGAUCUUCCCGCAGCAGAAGCGUAUUAACGACAUCUAUGCUUUCGCUGCAGGGUUUUAUUCCCUUGGCGGCGUUGUCUAUGGAGCCGCAUAUAUCCCGCAGCUCUUCCGACAGGCUCGCGCGUCGGUGGGGAAUCUCAGCCCCCGGCCCCUCUCUUUCUUGUCUGCGACAAAAACCAUCGUAGCGAGAGUGAUUGCGUGCUUGUACGUUUACUCGACCCUCGCCAUUGCUCUACCCCUCCUCUUCGCGCUCGUAUUAGAGCUGUAUUUACUUAUCCCCAUCCACACCUUCGCCUGCUCUGCAGACCAGCGGCACUCCAUUCAUCUGGUUCAGGAUUGGACUCUUGGCAUUCUCUAUGUCCGGAUUGCUUUCCGUUACAUACUCUCGACUCCAGGAUCCCGCUCCUACCGCGCUCUUACUGCCGUUGUCCGCGAAGGGUGGCUUAACCCGAAUGCAUACCUCGCAACAAGGGGCUUCAUUCUCCCGGUGUCGAUUAUCUUCUCGAUUCUCGUGCUUGGCCCCGGAGUCUCCGCAAUGGCGCUAGCUCGAGCCUUCCCGGAGACCUUGGGUGUCGUUGAGAGCAACGAGCUUGUCCGCUUCGCGUAUCCUGUGGCGGCAGGGUUGGCCUGCCAUGCUUUGGUUAUUUGGGCUCUAGGGAAAGCGAUGCAUAGGUGGCGAGCGAGGAUAAAGGAUGAAGCGUACCUUGUUGGCGAGCGCCUACAUAACUUUGGCGACAGGAGACCUCUCGCGGUCGCUCAACAGAGUUGAAAGCAGUAGUUGGCAUGGGAUACCCUAGACUUUCUCUAUCGUCCGUGAACAGCAUAAGGCGGAGAUGUGUCUCCUUUCUUCUUAGCAUAGCCACGGUCAAUCGGCAGAAUCGGUGGUCGUGUAUGAUAGGCAUUCACGAAUAGUUAUUGUACGAUUCAUGACGAACACCACUUCACAUGUGCAGGAACUCCCGUUACCACUCUGAUAUUGUCACCUUGAUAUUGUCCGUCAACAUUCAGCCGUCGAUUCAUUUCCCAGCCCUACAUUCCGCAACCCUCCCCUGAUGUCACUAGGAUCUUUCCCCCGUUUUGAGAAUA